UUGAAUGGUUUGUCACGAGCCGAUGAUUACGAACAAGUGAAGCAAGUUUGCGAGUACUACCCGGAUUAUCGUGCGCUUUUCGAAGGUUCCGGCCUACAACCGGGCGAGAAGGCUCUCGAAGAUAAAUUCUUCGAAUAUGAAGUGAAAUUGAACGUCCAUACAUAUCUGCAUCAGUUUCACUUCGGUGUAUUCUAUGCGUUUGUGAAACUGAAGGAGCAAGAAAUGCGUAAUAUAAUUUGGAUUGCCGAAUGCAUUUCACAGAGGCACCGAACCAAAAUUGACAAUUACAUUCCAAUUUUAUAA
Gongylonema pulchrum is the source of this 303-nucleotide messenger RNA. NCBI's taxonomy places the organism in Eukaryota, Metazoa, Nematoda, Chromadorea, Rhabditida, Gongylonematidae. The record is from the annotation of a GenBank genome assembly.